Messenger RNA from Hibiscus syriacus, 3910 nucleotides. Its product is annotated as cellulose synthase A catalytic subunit 5 [UDP-forming]-like. Gene Ontology annotation, cellular component: plasma membrane; trans-Golgi network. Gene Ontology annotation, molecular function: cellulose synthase (UDP-forming) activity. Lineage: Eukaryota; Viridiplantae; Streptophyta; Magnoliopsida; Malvales; Malvaceae. The transcript has 14 exons. The coding region runs from base 297 to 3566 and encodes 1089 amino acids. Gene Ontology annotation, biological process: plant-type primary cell wall biogenesis; cellulose biosynthetic process. The record is from RefSeq and is a predicted model, not a curated record.
UUUUUAUUUCUAUCUGUAUUUCUAUAUUUGCUUCUCUAUCUUUCUCUGAUUAUCUCUCUAAAAGCUGUGUGCUUUUGUGCAUUCUAUAAUGUGGGUUUCUUCUUCCAUGUAAUUGGUGCCUGAGAGAAACAGAGAGACAGAGGAGGUAAGGUUAGGGUCUUUAUGAGUUUUGAGUGAUGAAGGGGGCAGAGAGAGAGAGAGAGAGAGAGAGAGAGCUCCAUUGCAGUGUGUUUCUCUUGCUUUUAAAGCUUUUAUUUAACCUGGGGUUGUUUUUAUUGUUGGGGUUUGGGAGCUAGAUGGACACCAAAGGAAGACUCAUUGCUGGUUCUCACAACAGGAAUGAGUUUGUUCUCAUCAAUGCUGAUGAGGUUGCAAGAGUGACAUGUGUUAAAGAAUUAAGUGGGCAGAUUUGCCAGAUCUGUGGUGAUGAGAUAGAGCUUUCUGUUGAUGGGGAGCCAUUUGUUGCCUGCAAUGAGUGUGCAUUCCCAGUAUGCAGGCCUUGCUAUGAAUAUGAAAGAAGGGAGGGCAAUCAAGCCUGCCCACAAUGCAAAACUAGAUACAAGCGCCUUAAAGGUUGCCCUCGUGUAGAUGGGGAUGAGGAAGAGGAUGGCGAUGAUGAUUUGGAGAAUGAGUUUGAUAUCCCAAGCCAUGAUAGAAGAGAUCCUUACCAUAUUGCUGCAGCCAUGCUCUCUGCUCGAUACGAUAGCAAUCAUGGUUCCCGAUCUCAUGUUUCAGGGUUGAGCACCCCAGCAGAGUUCGAUGCUGCAUCUGUUGAUUCAAAGGUCCCUCUCCUGACAUAUGGCGAGGAUGUUGAGAUUUCGUCUGAUAAGCAUGCUCUUAUCGUUCCUCCCUUUAUGAGUCGUGGAAAACGUGUCCAUCCAAUGCCAACUUCUGAUCCUUCCAUGACUUUACCACCUAGACCAAUGGAUCCUAAAAAAGAUUUGACAAUUUACGGGAUUGGGACUGUUGCAUGGAAGAGAAGAAUGGAAGAUUGGAAGAAUAAACAGAAUGAGAAACUCCAGGUGGUUAGGCAUGAAGGAAACAAUGGAGAUGAGUUUGAGGAUUCUGAUUUGCCGAUGAUGGAUGAAGGCAGGCAACCACUUUCAAGGAAACUACCAAUACCCUCUAGCAAGAUAAAUCCAUACAGAAUAAUAAUCCUUCUCCGGCUUGCCAUCCUGAUGCUGUUUUUUCACUACAGAAUUCUGCAUCCCGUGAAUGAUGCUUAUGUUCUCUGGCUUAUUUCAGUCAUUUGUGAAAUAUGGUUUGCUGUAUCAUGGAUAUUGGAUCAGUUCCCGAAAUGGUACCCAAUUGAACGGGAAACAUACCUUGAUCGUUUAGCAUUGAGGUAUGAGAAAGAAGGGAAGCCAUCUGAGCUAGCUUCUGUAGAUGUAUUUGUGAGUACAGUUGAUCCGAUGAAGGAGCCACCGCUUAUCACUGCAAAUACAGUUCUGUCUAUCCUUGCGGUAGAUUAUCCAGUUGAUAAAGUAGCCUGCUAUGUCUCUGAUGAUGGUGCUGCCAUGCUCACGUUUGAGGCUCUAUCUGAGACAUCUGAAUUUGCAAGAAAAUGGGUACCAUUUUGUAAGAAGUUCAGCAUUGAACCUCGAGCACCAGAAUGGUAUUUUGCUCAGAAAGUUGACUACUUGAGAGACAAAGUAGAUCCAACAUUUGUCAGGGAACGCCGGGCCAUGAAGAGGGAAUAUGAAGAGUUCAAAGUUAGAAUAAAUGGCUUGGUUGCAAUGGCACAAAAGGUUCCAGAAGAUGGUUGGACUAUGCAGGAUGGGACUCCAUGGCCAGGAAACAAUGUCAGAGACCAUCCUGGAAUGAUCCAAGUUUUCCUUGGUCAUGAUGGUGUUCGUGAUCUUGAAGGGAAUGAAUUACCUCGUCUAAUUUAUGUUUCUCGUGAAAAGAGACCAGGAUUUGAUCACCACAAGAAAGCUGGGGCCAUGAAUGCUUUGGUGCGCGUUUCUGCUGUCAUCUCCAAUGCUCCUUUCCUACUAAAUGUUGAUUGUGAUCACUACAUAAACAACAGCAAGGCUCUUCGUGAAGCCAUGUGCUUCAUGAUGGACCCUAUUUCGGGAAAGAAAAUCUGCUAUGUCCAGUUUCCUCAAAGAUUCGAUGGCAUUGACCGACAUGAUAGAUACUCAAACCGAAAUGUUGUCUUUUUUGAUAUCAACAUGAAAGGCCUGGAUGGGAUUCAAGGACCUAUUUAUGUUGGAACUGGAUGUGUCUUCAGGAGGCAGGCUCUCUACGGAUACGAUGCGCCUGUCAAGAAAAAGCCUCCAAGAAGGACAUGCAAUUGUUUGCCAAAAUGGUGCUGCUGCUGCUGCUGUUGCCGAUCUAAAAAGAAGAACAGGAAAUCGAAGUCCAUCGAUAAGAAGACAAAUGAGGUUCCAAAGCACAAACAUGCUCUAGAGAAUAUCGAAGAGGGAAUUGAAGGUAUAGAUAAUGAGAAGUCGACCCUUAUGCCACAAACCAAAUUUGAGAAGAAAUUUGGUCAGUCACCUGUUUUCAUUGCUUCAACACUUAUGGAGGAUGGGGGAAUCCCAAAAGGGGCAACUACUGCAUCACUCUUGAAAGAAGCAAUUCAUGUCAUCAGCUGUGGUUAUGAAGAUAAAACAGAUUGGGGGAAGGAAGUGGGAUGGAUAUAUGGCUCAGUUACUGAGGAUAUAUUAACAGGCUUCAAGAUGCACUGCCAUGGCUGGCGAUCAGUGUACUGCAUGCCGAAAAGGCCAGCAUUUAAAGGUUCAGCUCCUAUUAACCUCUCAGAUCGUCUGCACCAGGUUUUACGUUGGGCUUUGGGAUCUGUUGAAAUUUUCUUGAGCAGGCAUUGCCCAUUAUGGUAUGGGUAUGGUUGUGGAUUGAAAUCCUUGGAGCGCUUUUCAUAUAUAGCUUCUGUUGUGUACCCUUUGACGUCAAUUCCACUGCUCGUAUAUUGUACACUACCGGCUAUCUGUCUUCUUACUGGAAAGUUUAUUGUUCCUGAGAUUAGUAAUUAUGCCAGUCUCCUUUUCAUGUCUCUCUUCGUAAUCAUUGCUGUGACUAGUAUCCUAGAAAUGCAGUGGGGAGGUGUCGGAAUACAUGACUGGUGGAGAAAUGAGCAGUUCUGGGUGAUCGGUGGCGUCUCAUCGCACCUAUUUGCGCUCUUCCAGGGCCUGCUUAAGGUUUUAGCAGGUGUUAACACAAACUUCACUGUUACAUCAAAAGGAGGAGAUGAUGGGGAAUUUUCGGAGUUGUACCUAUUCAAGUGGACAUCUUUAUUGAUUCCUCCCAUGACAUUGUUGAUCAUCAACAUAAUUGGAGUCAUAGUUGGGAUUUCGGAUGCCAUCUCAAAUGGAUACGACUCAUGGGGACCACUAUUUGGUAGACUGUUCUUUGCGCUCUGGGUAAUCGUUCAUCUUUACCCCUUCCUCAAGGGGUUGAUGGGGAAACAAGACAGGCUUCCCACCAUUAUUGUGGUUUGGUCAAUACUUUUAGCAUCAAUUUUCUCUCUUUUGUGGGCUCGAGUAAACCCGUUUAUAUCGAAAGGAGGCAUUGUUUUAGAAGUGUGUGGGUUGAACUGUGACUAAAAAUACAAUAAAAGAACGAAGGAGUAAAAUUAGAUGUCUUGUGUUCAAUGAAGAAAGGAUUUGGGAAAAUCGCAUAAGUCGGCUGUGUUUUUGGUCUAAGAUGAAGACAACAUCCCUCAAUUUAACACGGUUUUCCUCAAGUAUGACGUAAAAGGUGAGCAAAAGAGGAAAUCAUGUUGGAAGGCGCUUGUAGAUACAUAUAUAGAACUGUGAUCUUAUUUGGUGUUGAGUUUUACUCCAUUUUGAUUCUUUAUGUACUUUGUGGGUUAGAAGGUAUUGAUUUCAUAAAGUCCUUUAUAAUCUCUAAGAGAAGAUACUUAAUAAAAGCUAUAGUUUUUAUCCAU